Ostertagia ostertagi is the source of this 351-nucleotide messenger RNA. The record is from the annotation of a GenBank genome assembly. Lineage: Eukaryota; Metazoa; Nematoda; Chromadorea; Rhabditida; Trichostrongylidae.
CCUAUUGCAUCGGUACGACCACUUUCAUCGGAUCACUACGUCAAGUCGCCUACGGAGGUUGUCCUGGACGCGGACCACAAUCAUAUAAAUGCGCACCCUGGUGGUGACAAAUCGCUGUCGCUCGAGAAAAAACAAGCGGCACUGCUGAUUCUGAACGGUAUAGCUGUUCUGCAUCGAGAACGGUUCUUGAAAAAAUACGGUUUUGGCGUUCCCUCUCAUUCGUUUGAAUCGGACUCUGGUUCGGUGAAAGCUCAAGUCAUCAGUUUGGUUUUGGCUGUCCAAACUGUUAUGCGCAUGCCUCUUAUUGGGAUCAACAUAAUCGUUAUUGCGUUCAAGCUGAUCCUGGGAUAA